ACAUAAUCCGACAGAAUUUGAAAGCCAUUGGAGAAGUGUCGGUGGACAGAUGCUACAUAAAGACACCAAUGGAAAGGAACUACCAACUACACUGUUUCACAGAUGCCUCUCUACAGGCUUAUGCAGCAUCAGUUUUUUUAGUUUGCGGUUCAAAGAGAAGUUUCAUUAUGGGAAAAUCCCGUCUGAUACCGGUAAAAGACCAGGAGAGUCUCAAGAUACCCCGUCUGGAACUUUUAGGAGUACUGAUUGGCAGUAGGCUAAUAAAGUUCGUUCUUAAGUUUCUUCAGCAGAAGAUAGUAAGGCAAGUCUUGUGGACCGACAGCCAGAUUGUUGUAGAAUGGUGCAAAUCUGAUAAACUGUUGCCACCCUUCGUUGCCAGGCGGGUAGAAGAGAUCAGAAAGAAUAAAGAUCUGGAGAUCAGAUACCUUUCAACAGACCUGAAUCCAGCAGACGUAGGCACCAGACCCACCUGUUCGAGAGAGGACAGAGAGAAAUGGCUGACUGGUCCACAAUUUAUAGUAGAAGAUCCUAAGACGUGGCCAACUACAACUAGCAGUGGACCAACCAGUUCUCUCUUGAUUGGGGAGGGUCUUGGAAUCCAAGAAGAAGAACCGAUGGAAACAGUUGAUCCAGACAUACCCGAUGUUAGUCUGAUGGAAACGAGACAUAGUGCAACCGCAAAAGAAGUAACCGCACAAGAAAAUGAUCAGACGUCAGAUGAUAAGUUUCUAAGGUUGAAAGAAAUUCAAGCUGAAUACUUUCCUCUAGAGGUAGAAGGAAAAGUAACUAGUUUAAGUUUGAAUUUAGGCGUAUUUAAAGACAUAGAUGACUUACUAAGAUGUAAAGGUCGUAUGAAACAUGCAGACUGGUCAUUUGAUAAACGCUACCCUAUACUUAUACCGAAAAAUUCAGACUUCACCAACGAAACUAUAAUGAAGAUUCAUCGAGAAAAUAUGCAUGUUGGCGUGAGUCACACGUUAAGCAAGAUAAGGGAAACUUACUGGAUACCACAAGGAAGAAGCAAAGUUCAAAAUAUUUUGAGGAAAUGUCCUGAAUGUAAGAAACAUGACGGAGGGCCAUAUAAACUACCGGAAACUCCUGCUUUACCGAAAGAGAGGGUUAAUUAUAGUUCUCCAUUUACAUACGUUGGCACAGACUACCUGGGACCACUUCUAGUUAACAAUGGGAAUGGCAGUUGCAAAAGGUGGAUUAGCCUCUACACAUGUUUAGCUGUAAGAGCCAUUCAUCUAGAAGUUGUAAAGGACCUAACGGCGGAAGAAGGUUUAAUGGCCUUACGUAGAAUGAUCUCAACAAGAGGAGUACCUUCCUUGAUAACGUCUGAUAACGCGGCUCACUAUAAGUUACUCUCAGAGAUUCUUCAGAUCCCAUACUGCUUAGAUAAGGAGAUAAGAUGGAAAUUUAUACCACAGUUAGCACCAUGGCAUGGAGGUUUCUACGAAAGAUUGGUCGGUUUAGUUAAGAACUGUAUGAAGAAAACUUUACAGAAACAUCUAUUGAACGACAGCCAGCUCGUUACAGCGGUAAAAGAAAUUGAAGCAGUUCUGAACACAAGACCAUUAACAUACGUGGAUUCAGAGCCUGAUCAUGUACUAAAACCAUCAGACUUCCUUACCAUGGGAAAGUGUAUUACUAUGGAAACGUCGAAUAAAGAUCCUACGUCACAAGGGACGGUGACUAAAGAUAACCUAAUUAAAGGUUGGAAGAAAGCACAGAUAAUUCUACGAGAGUUUAAAGAGAUGUUUGAGAACAGGUACCUCCUAAAUUUGAGAGAAAGAUAUUCCCACCACCCUAAAGAACCUAGGGUGACUUCAAAGUUAGAACCGAAGAUAGGUCAAAUCGUGCAGAUUAAAGGUGACACGAGGAAUAGGAUCAACUGGAAAGUUGGGAAAAUAGUAUCUUUAAGGGAAAGCGCCGAUGGAUUAUGUAGGGUUGCCACGGUACGAGUAGGAGAUACCGAAUACACAAGAUCUAUCACGCAUCUCUACCCUUUAGAGAUCGAAGAGGGAGAAGAACACUGUAAACAAACAUCACCUUAUAACGAAAACGCAGAAGAACCUCUGCAGCUUCCUGACCUUCCACCUCCAUCUUGCGGGAACGUUGACGUCCAAGACGUUGCUGAGUCUCCUUCUGAACAAAGAUUCACUCCAGUAACAGCUAGAGAUGAUCCAGAAGAAGAAGUUCUACCCUAUGCCUCGCCAGUAGAGGAAAGGAGUUCCUUCAAACAAGUAGUAGAGUCUACAUCUAGUAAGUUAAACGAGCCUAAGCCUAAGUCUAUGUCCGAACCAGAACCACUCGCAGUCGUCGACCCCGAGUAUUACGACCACACUGAUCCCGAGCUACACCACUUGGAGGAAAUUGCGCCAGAAGGACAAGAAGACGAAUCAAGACCUAAAAGAGCCGCAGCUCUUCGGGCCCUUGAAAAGAUUAAAGAAUGGACCAGCAAUCUAGUCGCUGUGCUUCUGCCUGAGGCGGGGAGUGUCGCGACAGACGCGAAUUUAUAACGCCCAAGACGAAUUUCCUUGCGGCAACACCUAACAGCGCCCUCUAGGUGGAAUUGUGAUCUCGGUGCGAUAAUACAGCCGCCAUAAAUUAAGCGAA
This is a messenger RNA of Cydia strobilella, 2619 nucleotides long. RefSeq lists its product as uncharacterized. The record is from RefSeq and is a predicted model, not a curated record. NCBI's taxonomy places the organism in Eukaryota, Metazoa, Arthropoda, Insecta, Lepidoptera, Tortricidae. Gene Ontology annotation, molecular function: nucleic acid binding. The transcript is spliced from 2 exons. The coding region runs from base 69 to 2522 and encodes 817 amino acids. Gene Ontology annotation, biological process: DNA integration.